CUGCUCACUGCCUCACCCCUGCACGAAAUCUGUGCACACGGAAAAGACCAAUCACGAAUGUGGAUUUUCCUUCUUCUGCUUCUGUUCCUUUCGCCACCGCCCACUCCCGACAAGCUGACAACGGAGACAGCUCCCCUGGAACCAGCCUUACUUUUCCAUCUCCUCCCACCCAGCGACAACCCGCCCACUCGCUGCGCGCAUGGGCCGCCGGCGGACGCAGCGAGCAUGCGCGAGCGUGCCGAGCCUGCGCAGAGGCGCGCGCGGCUGCCGGGAGCUGCUCCGGCCGUCGGCGAGCGACGCGGAGGUCUCUGCGGCUGCUGUGGGAGCGACAGGAAGUGAGGCGGCUCCGCCGGGCGACCGCAGCGGCCGAGGGCGAGGCGGAAGGGGCGCUGCGGCGGCGGCGACGUCGGCGGCGGCGGGGGUGGAGGCCGAGCGAGCGGAGCGCCGGGGCGAGCUGCCGGCUGUGAAGCCGGAUCCCGAGCCGGGCGGGAUGGAUCAUCACCAGCUGGCGACUGGCCGCUACCAGGUGCUGCACAAUGAAGAAGAUAAUUCAGAAGCAUCGGCCGUAGAACAGCCAUCCACUUCCAGUUCAACAGCACAGGACAUGCAGACAGCUGCCUCAGCACCAGCACCUGAAACGGAGUCUUCUCCUCCACCCUACAGUAGUAUUACUGUGGAAGUACCUACAACUUCUGACACAGAUGUUUACAGUGAGUAUUACCCCGUGCCGCCUCCCUACAGUGUUGCUACCUCUCUUCCUACGUACGACGAAGCGGAGAAGGCGAAGGCUGCCGCGAUGGCCGCUGCUGCGGCAGAAACAGCUCAGAGAAUUCAGGAGGAGGAAUGCCCACCAAGAGAUGACUUCAGUGAUGCCGACCAGCUCAGGGUGGGCAAUGACGGCAUCUUCAUGCUGGCGUUUUUCAUGGCGUUUAUUUUCAACUGGCUUGGGUUUUGUUUAUCCUUCUGCGUCACCAACACCAUAGCCGGGCGGUACGGCGCUGUCUGUGGGUUCGGCCUUUCCCUGAUUAAGUGGAUCCUCAUUGUCAGGUUUUCUGAUUAUUUUACUGGAUAUUUCAAUGGACAGUAUUGGCUUUGGUGGAUAUUCCUUGUACUUGGCCUGCUUCUCUUCUUCAGAGGAUUUGUUAAUUAUCUGAAAGUCAGAAACAUGUCCGAAAGUAUGGCAGCUGCCCAAAGAACAAGGUAUUUCUUCCUAUUAUAGAGACUGCAUCAAUCCAACAUUCCUUUCUUAUGCCAAUGUGAAAUUUCAAGAUCAUCUGUAAAUCUACAACUUUAAUAGGAUAGAAGACUACUAAAAGCAGAAGACAAAUUAGUGAAGAUAGAGCAUCAUAAUUGAAUGGCAGGUGGUUUAUAUUUAAAAGCCAUUUUGUUCACUUUAAAUAUUUAUAUUUCUUUUGUUUUGCACAUUUGCAUAUGUGCCCAUUAUAAAAGAUUACAUAUACUUGAAAGAAACCAUAAAGUUGUAGCAGUUAAGUCCAGAUACA
Molecule: messenger RNA, 1502 nt
Organism: Ochotona princeps (American pika)
Lineage: Eukaryota; Metazoa; Chordata; Mammalia; Lagomorpha; Ochotonidae
Gene: NDFIP2
Product: Nedd4 family interacting protein 2
Exons: 8
Coding region: 200-1219 (339 amino acids)
Biological process (GO): metal ion transport; vacuolar transport; positive regulation of protein ubiquitination
Cellular component (GO): perinuclear region of cytoplasm; Golgi apparatus; endoplasmic reticulum
Molecular function (GO): WW domain binding
Source: RefSeq, a predicted model, not a curated record